AUGAGUGACUCUCAGCCUCCUUCUCAGGUUCUGGUUCCUACAAAGGACCAUAGCGAAGGUCCUCAAGCCAAAAAGCCCUGCAUGAAUGACACGCCACCCAUUGCUUUGACACCGGCAGAUGAUGGGAGUGAUUUUUACAACACACCCUUGAAUGCAAGCACCCCGGUGACGAACAGCGACCUCAACGACAAGCAAGACACUGUCAACGGUCCUACAAGCGAUCCGAUAGCAUCUGCCACAUCGCAUCUCCCAAUUCCAGGAUUGAGCCUUGUCAACGACAAUGUCCCGGAGACUUCUUCAGAGACCCAGCCUGCUCAACCACAACACACCAGCACCGGUCAAAAUAUCGGUGCUACGGUCGCGCCUACUACUGUGGUAGAGCAGACUGCUCAGGAGUCUGCCGGAACGCACCAUGAAGCCAUGGAUUUGGACAAGGAGGUUCCCGGGGAUGCGGCCCCCGAACGGGAAGAAGGAUCUGCUGCGAACGCUUCCCAGGAGGCAGAGGAGGAACAAGAGGAUGAGCAUCCCGAAUGGGAGAUUGACUCUUCGCCGUACGAAUCUUCCGAUGAUUCUUCGACCGAUUCCUCCGACGACAGCGAUGACGACGAAGACUAUCCGAUUCUGAGCCCGGAAGAGCAGGCGCGAAUUCUGAUGCAGGCAGAGCUAGGCUCGGAUGACGAAGGCGAUGGGAAGGGUAGAUCGGGCAGCCAGCUCAAGACCGCGAACGAGCUUCCGGAAGAGGUUCUGCCCAUCCCCGACAUAACCAUCUCUCCGGAAAUGAAAAUCGUGUAUCUCGGAAAGGUGGAAACCAUGGUCGAAAAUACCAUCCUGAUCGUGGCCAACACCUCCGGCGAAUAUCAGGUGCUCGAGUCUGGCUCCUUGCUAUGUCUGGAGGACCGCACUAUCGCUGGUGUAGUCGCCGAGACGCUGGGCAGAGUCGAGAACCCGCUUUAUGCGGUGCGCUUCCCCACGGCAGCCGCGAUUGAGGAGCGGGGGAUCACGCAAGGCAAGCCGAUCUACUACGUCGAGUCGCAUUCGACCUUUGUCUUCACUCAACCCCUCAAGGGUAUCAAGGGAAGCGAUGCUUCGAACUAUCACGACGAGGAGGUCGGCGAGGACGAAGUCGAGUUCUCCGACGAUGAGGCGGAAGCCGAGUACAAGCGCAAAGUGAAGCAGGAGCGCCAGAAGAACAAGGAGGGCAAGAGCGGCGACUCCGCCAGAGCGAAGCGAGGACCCCCAGGCCCCUCGAAACUCAGCCACAGCGAACUAAACUACGACGACAGCCCGGCGGACGAUGGCUAUACGCCCCUGGCACGUCCGAAGAACCUACACGAGAUGAUGCGCCAGCAGGAGGCCCCCGUCGAAGCGGAUGGUCUCUCUGGUCACAGCAGGAACAACUCCGGUUUCCGUGGUGGCCGAGGUCGAGGCCGAGGAUCUGAUCGCGGUCGCGCUGGUCGUGGCCGCGGUGGAGCCGGAGCCGGAUCUCGCGAUGCUCAUCACGAGCGUCCCGACCGUUCUUCCUAUUAUCAACAACAGACGCAGGGUACUCAACCCCAGCCUCAACCCCAAGCUCAGCAUCAACACGCUGCCUACCUCCAGCAGUUGAUGAGCGCUGGCCAACAGCCCAGUGCCUACCCUCCCCAGCAAUACCCGUUCGCAUUCCCGCAGCAGCAGCAGCAGCAGCAGCCCUACCAACAUGGAGGAGCUUUGCCGGCUCCAUUCAACUUCCAGGUCCCAUUCCAACAGGCCUACCAACAACAACCGAACCCUUACCCACAGCUCCCCCCUAAUAUGCAAAUCAAUCCUUUACUCAUCGCUGCCCUCCAGCAACAGCAACAAUUACAGCAACAACAGCAGCAGCAACACGCCCCGGGACAACAACCACAGGCGCAAGCCCCCACCAUGAACUUCGAUCAGGUCAAGGCUCAGUUGGAUCUGUUGCGGCAUCUGAGCAACAAUCAACAAGGCCCUCCUCGUCAAUGA
Aspergillus aculeatus ATCC 16872 is the source of this 1983-nucleotide messenger RNA. Its product is annotated as RNA-binding snoRNP assembly protein NAF1. The record is from RefSeq and is a predicted model, not a curated record. Lineage: Eukaryota; Fungi; Ascomycota; Eurotiomycetes; Eurotiales; Aspergillaceae. Gene Ontology annotation, molecular function: RNA binding. Gene Ontology annotation, biological process: ribosome biogenesis; box H/ACA snoRNP assembly; pseudouridine synthesis. The transcript has a single exon. Bases 1 to 1983 code for a protein of 660 amino acids. Gene Ontology annotation, cellular component: sno(s)RNA-containing ribonucleoprotein complex.